GGCCGUGUCAGAGUGAUGUAGGGUUACUGGCUUGCCUGCGUCACAACCCGGUAUUUCACUCAGACGCUCUACAAUGUUUGUGAAAAGGUGGCCUAUUGACGAAACCAACAAUGACUAGCAAUUGCUUUAGUGCGUAAGGAGCCGCGUGGCCCCUCCUCUCGGCCCCUGAGAGGAUAAAUAUAUUGACGCGAUGGACCCAAGGCAGUGAUUACUCGUGUUACUUGAGGCAGUGGUCACAGGACGGCAAAGUUUGGGACAAUGAGAACUAUGGAUAGGGUAACAGUUGUAAACUACUGCGUAGGACUCCUAGGUUUGCUACUGCUGCAGGGAGUGCUGAAUGUGGAGGGACGGAGCAUAUUUAACCCAGGAAACCGGGUUGAUGAUCCAAAAGAUCCUCAGAGCAAGAUUAUAUCACUGUUUUUACACAAAGGCGUAGUUCCUGUCGAAAAGGAUGAUCCCUUAGGUCUCCAGCUGGCCAAUAAAUUAGCCGAAUUAGAGGAGCUGCGGGUGCUGAGGGAGAACCUGGAGCUGGAGAGGGAGAUCACAGCCAAUUUGGCGGAAGGCAAAUCCAUAAGUAGGAAGAGGGGCGAACCUUGCUUCUGGAAGUACUGUGUCUGACACGGAUGCGAGAGGAGGAGGAACACUGUGAAAUCUUGCUGCAAAGCCCAACAUAGCCUUAAGACUCAAAACACCUGUAAUAUAAUCUGUAUUUAUCAAUGCAAUAUGGAGUUGUAGCAUAAUUAAAGUCAUCAAUAAACAUUUCCAUCGCACUGAGGCGCUGUCAUGGGAGAUCUAAGGACUGCAGGUGUACAUCUUUAAUCUGUAAAUAAUCAGCUACUCACUGGAAACACUAAGAGGUCAGAUUUGACUAAAUGUACUUGACAGCUAUCCUUUUAUUUGCAUGUUUAUGUGGCUCUCUUGUGGCCAAAUUGGGCAAAACCUUUUUUUGUACCGCAGCCAACGCGUCAGUCACUGCUUUCAUGACUGCUGUUCAUUUAGAAAAAUAAAUAACGUCAAUCUACACUUUA
Messenger RNA from Gasterosteus aculeatus aculeatus (three-spined stickleback), 1028 nucleotides. RefSeq names its product urotensin 2 domain containing (gene uts2d). Gene Ontology annotation, molecular function: hormone activity. Gene Ontology annotation, cellular component: extracellular region. The record is from RefSeq and is a predicted model, not a curated record. Lineage: Eukaryota; Metazoa; Chordata; Actinopteri; Perciformes; Gasterosteidae. Gene Ontology annotation, biological process: regulation of blood pressure; blood vessel diameter maintenance.